Leptopilina boulardi is the source of this 1777-nucleotide messenger RNA. RefSeq lists its product as uncharacterized. Gene Ontology annotation, biological process: G protein-coupled receptor signaling pathway. Gene Ontology annotation, cellular component: membrane; neuron projection. The transcript is spliced from 5 exons. Bases 695 to 1399 code for a protein of 234 amino acids. Lineage: Eukaryota; Metazoa; Arthropoda; Insecta; Hymenoptera; Figitidae. The record is from RefSeq and is a predicted model, not a curated record.
ACUUGUCAGUUGAUCGCGCGUUUUCACACCGCACGGAUCGAAUGUUUCUUCAAUCAUCGAAUACCAUUCACAUUCAAUGGAAUAAUAAUAUUUAUUAUCAUUUUGAAAUAAAAAAAAAAAAGAAUGUAGCAAAUUGAAUUAAAAUAAACAACAACAACAAAAAGAAGAGGAAAUUUAAUCUCCUCUUCUCUUCAAUACAAUUUACGAUCAAAUGUCAAAUUUUACGACUCACAUGCAGAUGUUACCCACUUGUUCUAUAUAGCAUUGGUCACAUCUGAUAUGCAACCAAGGAUGUUAUCACCGGCUUAAUUAUUGCCAAAUAUAUAUAUAUAUAUAUAUUGGGUCAAAGAGGCCAAAUUCUCCUCUGGACCAUAUUGUCCAUUUCCGUUUCCAUCAUCAUGAAUAAUUUACUAAAUUCCCAUAGACAAAUUCCAUGUGUAUUAUUUCUAAAUAUACUCUCGAGGAUAUCUUAAAAAUUAUUUAAUUUUGUUUUUGUUUUUUUUUUGCAUAUAAAUAUUAGAUCAAAUGGUGAAGGAAGUGUGGAAAUUAUUUAGUGUAGUUCGUAAAAAAAGAAUAAACGUAUAUUCUUUAUAAUAAUGACAAGAUGUGAAUGAUAAUCAUGAAAUGAUUAUCGAAUCAAUUUUAGUAAUUUUUCCAUGACGAAUGGCGUGCAAUGCGGAAUCUGUUGAUUUAGAUGAUGACGGAGUCCUCGACCCUCGCCUCCAAUAAAUGUCACGACGAAAAAUCCGACUCGACAAUAGCUCUGCAUAUUCACGACAUAAACAGCCAAGUGGCGCAGUUUCGCGAUCUUUUAAUAAGCAUUGGCCAAUCGCGAGAUUGUCCCGAGCUUCGCGAAAGAAUUCGAAAAUUACGAAGAAAUUGUGUCGAAGCUUGCAAAACCACAUCACAAUUGGUACUUCCUCAAAUGCGAAGUGCUAUGGAGGCAGGUAUACCAGCAGACAGUCCAAAUUUAGUUCUAUUAUUUUUCUUGGCUCAAUUAUUUCUUCGCGAAUUAUACAAAAGCAAAAAUUUGAUUCGCAUCGUGCCAAUGGACAUGACAGGAUAUUUUGAGAGCAAAUCGGGGCCAUCAAAUAUUGGGAACGUCAUUACACAAAUCCUUUUGUGCAAACAGAUUACACUGGAUUUCAACGAAGAAGAACUUUGCAGUAUUCAAAAAGAUUCCGAAGAAAUAAAUGCCCUCAUAGCCGAGUUGCAGGAAUUUAUGCCACAAUCAGAAGCUGACACUGAACGACCAGUUGCACUUCAAGAGGCAGCAAGUCGUGUGAAUCGAAGUAAUGGAAAUAGGAAGGUCUACCGAUGGGAAAAUAGGUCCAGAAAUCCGUCUUAUAUACGUGGAACGUUCAAUUUCUUAUGCUGCUCCAGACCGAACUACGUUUAAAACGCGGUAAACUUUUAUCUCCCCACCCCUCGCCCCCCCCCCCAGUCUGAAUUAUAAAUACGUUUAUAUACAUCUAUAUAUAUAUAUACGAAACUCGGUUAUAACUUCCUCCUUAGAGAAUUAAUUAUAAAGUCGACCAUUUAAUGAGACCAAAGAGACCGACGAUAUUUUCCUAAUGCUCUUAAAACCAUUAUUAAAGGACAAAAUUAUGAAACAAAAGAAUGGAUAAUUUUACUUCUUCAGUAGGAAAAUGAAGAUGUUACAAAAAAAAAAAAAAUUGAUCAAUUUUUUUCCCUCCUCUUUGGUAUUAUUAAUUAAUUAAUUUAUUUAUUAACUAAUUAAAAACAUUUCGUAAAAUUAUUAUUCAUUAAAAACAUU